AUGACGUCUUUUCAAGACAGGCAAAAAAGCCUGUUCAAUACUUUGAAAGAGGCUGAAGACCAAUACAGUUUUUCUAAAACAAAUAAAGCUACUCACCAAGACUAUGGUACUAUUGACAAAUACACUUAUAAGAAGUUGAAACAUGAAAUGAAACCAUUUAGAGGCAGGGAAAGUAUAUACAAAAAGCCUCAAGCAAAUAUUCGUGAGUGCCUCAGAGCUAAAACUAUUCCUGACCACAUUAAAAACCCACAGAAGUAUAAAUAUUAUUCCUUGGCCGAUGUCACUCCAGAACAAAUGUCAGACUCCACAAAUACUGCAACAGCACUAGCUCUAAUACGUGAGUUAGAAGAAAAAGAGGCAGCAACACAAAAACCAAUGGAAACUGACCUAGAUGAUGGUGUUUUCAAAAAACCCACAUUCUGUAUUUCUUCUUCUAUGAAAAAAUCACCCAAACCAGAAGAACCAGAAAAACCAGUAUUUAAAAGCAAUAAAGUGGUAAUGCCUGAGUAUGUGGUAGGAGUCACUAAGAAAAAAGAAAAGAAAGUAAAUUUACUGAAAAAGGAAAAUUCUAAUAAUGCUGCGAGUUCAAGCACUAAAGUGGAAUUGAAAUUAGAUCAUCUUUUUGAAGAUGAUGAAUGA
This is a messenger RNA of Spodoptera littoralis (African cotton leafworm), 639 nucleotides long. Lineage: Eukaryota; Metazoa; Arthropoda; Insecta; Lepidoptera; Noctuidae. The record is from the annotation of a GenBank genome assembly.